This is a messenger RNA of Postia placenta MAD-698-R-SB12, 795 nucleotides long. RefSeq lists its product as hypothetical. The coding region runs from base 1 to 795 and encodes 264 amino acids. The transcript is spliced from 7 exons. The record is from RefSeq and is a predicted model, not a curated record. Lineage: Eukaryota; Fungi; Basidiomycota; Agaricomycetes; Polyporales; Adustoporiaceae.
AUGCAGUUCAAGCUCGCCGCCGUCCUCUUCGCUCUGGCGUCCCUUCUCGGCGCGUCGUCGGCCAGCGUCUCGCGGACGCCGGUGAAAUCGCGUCUGAAGUCCUUGGUUGGGAAGAAUCCGCCAGUGACCUGGGUGAUGUGUGUUCUGGCAGAGGAAUGUGAUAGCCGCGGGCCUGGAAGGCUCAACCCCGAGUGGCAGCCGAUCCUGCAUAUAUCUAACCAGGUCGUGCUCUACAACCCGACCUCACAUGCCCUCUCCAUCCGCACAACGCCGAAUACGAGCCUUGCUCCUACAACGACCGAAAAGGGAUAUGUCUCCCAGGCUUUGAAACUUGUUCCUACUGUUAGAGACCUGUGGUCUCCAGCAGUGCUAUCUGCCAUACUCUUCCCUCCCGUUCCAAUGUCGUACACCGUAGAUGCAGUUGGGGCUGCUGCCCCUGAGCUCCCAGUCCAGUCUUCCUUGGACUUGAAGGAGAAUAUGUCAGAUGACGCUCACAACAGCAAGCAGUACCUCGCAGACUGCGCGAGCCGUCCUGUGCCUCGAAAGCGGAUUAGUACAAGGAGGAAAAUUGUGGUGGAUUACACUGCUGGUACACUGUCUGUCACACAUGUUGAUCGCACACGCGAUGCGCUUGGGGCCUUCAAGCCGAGAAAUGCUGUGGAGAGGGGAGCAUACGGUGUUGAGGUUGUUGGGCGGAGGCUGCAAGAGGAAAAGGUUCUUGUGGGGAUGAAGAUAGUUGAGAAGCUAUUGAAGCAGGACAGGAAUGCGUACGUCCUCUUCGAACGCGACGAUUGA